AUGUCCUUUUCACACUACGUUCUAAUUGCAUUAUUAGUUUUCGGGAUGUUUUUGUCGCUGCAUUGCUACGAAUGGAUCAAAGUGAGCGAUUUCGAUGAGUUUCCGAGCAAUGCUUUCGUGGGAGGCAAAGAAGGAAUAAACGAUUUGUAUGUGUCUAGAGUGUAUUUCAAUUUCGGCGUACGCGAUGGGGUUUUCCCCGGAAAAUUGCAGAAUAGGAAAUGUUACAUCAGCUUCUACGGUAACGAGUAUUCGUCCAAUUACGGUUGCGAGAUAUUGGUGGAUUUUAAAGGAAAGUGGGUUAAUAUAGUGGAAAAUCAAACGGAUGUUCCGGAACAUGCAGUUGUAGGCGGACACGAUGAAGAAAACGAUAAAAUAUACAUCGGUAGAGCUAAAAUUAAUAACGAUGUGGUUAUAGGGAAAGUGCAAGAAUUGUAUAUAUUUUUAAAGUUUGUAGAUUAUGCUAAAAAUAUCGCUCUGUAUGUUCCUUACAAAGGUAGAGAACACACAUUGUACAGUAACUUUGAAAUAUUAGUCUACAGCGAAUUGUAA
Molecule: messenger RNA, 549 nt
Organism: Phyllotreta striolata
Lineage: Eukaryota; Metazoa; Arthropoda; Insecta; Coleoptera; Chrysomelidae
Source: the annotation of a GenBank genome assembly